AUUUGUAUUCUCAUUAUAUUGUAUAAUCACUUAGUUACUGUUAAAUAAGUUCACGAACAGACGUCUCGGUAUCGACGCAUUAGUGUUAAACACGCGUUACUGUAGUCAGAAUUCAUUCCAAUGGGUAAAGUAGCGACAGCAGAAGUGGUUCGGUUCAUGACCGACUGUCUAAGAGCAGUUGGAACAUCAGAAAAGGCAGCUGUGCAACAAGCUGACUUACUCAUACAAGCUGAUAGACUGGGGCAUCCUAGUCACGGACUCAAUCGACUUGAACUGUACGUAAAUGACAUUGUAAAGGGAGCAUGCCAGCCAAAUAAUGAACCAAAAGUGUUGAAGGAGAGCGCAUCGACAGCUUGGGUGGAUGCAAACAAUGUACUCGGAGCCACCGCCAGCCAUUUCGGCAUGGACUUGGCUAUCAAGAAGGCGAGAGAUACAGGAGUCGGCUGGGUCACAGUUAAAGGUUCUAAUCACAAUGGCAUGGCAGGUUAUUGGGCAAAGAAAGCCGCAGAUAAAGGUUUUAUUGGCAUGGCUUUUACAAACACUUCACCACUCUUAGCACCUACGAGAAGUAAACAGCCAGCACUGGGCACAAAUCCCAUAUCAGUGGUGGCGCCAGGCUCACAAGGAGAAUCCUUCUACUUAGACAUGGCCACUACUGCAGUUGCAGUUGGAAAGAUAGAAAUGCAGAUGCGUAAAGGAGAACCGAUACCAAGCGGUUGGGCUCAGGGACCCGACGGAAAGGAAACCACCGAUUCGCAAAUAGCCUUCGAUACCAGCUGUUUAAUGCCACUAGGUGGAGGGGAACAAACAUCAGGAUAUAAAGGAUUCGGGCUGUCUGCUAUGGUGGAUCUAUUUUGCGGAAUAUCCUCAGGGUCUAACUAUGGUCACCACGUGCGUGCAUGGUCACAUAGCGGUGAUGGGGGCCCGGCAAACCUGGGUCACUGCUUCGUCGCUGUAGAUCCUCAACGAUUUGCGCCCGGCUUUAGAGAUCGUCUCACUGAUAGCAUACAACACUGGAGGCAACUCGAACCGACGAAUCCCAGUUUACCCGUAUUGGCUCCGGGAGACAAGGAAAAAUUGAACGCAAGAAUAGCCGAUGCCAAUGGAACAGUGUCAUAUGUAAAACAACAGAUCGAAUCCAGCGCAGCACUCGCCAAAAGACUCAAUGUUAAACCAAUGAAUGUAAUACAGGGCCAGUAGAUUUGUAUUAUCGGUAAAAAUAAACUAAGUUAUCUCAUGCA
This is a messenger RNA of Galleria mellonella (greater wax moth), 1241 nucleotides long. RefSeq lists its product as uncharacterized. Gene Ontology annotation, molecular function: oxidoreductase activity. The record is from RefSeq and is a predicted model, not a curated record. Lineage: Eukaryota; Metazoa; Arthropoda; Insecta; Lepidoptera; Pyralidae. The transcript is spliced from 9 exons. Bases 121 to 1200 code for a protein of 359 amino acids.